ACAAAUUAAGUUAACAAUAGAAAUGUUAGAUCAAUUUUGAAUUUAUAUUUAUUAUUUAAACAACUGAGAACAUUGAAGAGAACGCUAUUACUUUCAAGAGAUUUAACUUAAAGAGAACAUUAUUAAUAAAUGAUGGCAAUAAAAAUAUUUCGGCGCGCGAUUGUUUGUUGUGUUUACAAAUUAUUACUAUUUACAGGCGUAAGGAAAUAAUAGUAUUUGAAUUAAAAUCUACUUUAAUCCCAAAAACGCGAUGACUGAAGAGCAAGAUGACGUUUUUAGGGUGCCAUCAAGUCCUGACAUUCAUUUUGAGCCAAUUGUUAGACUGCCUCUAGUUGAAAUCAAAACUUUAGAAGAAGAUGAAGAAGUUUUAUUCAAAAUGCGAGCAAAACUUUACCGCUAUGAUAGUGAAGACGAUCCUCCACAAUGGAAAGAGAGGGGCAUUGGUGAAAUCAAAAUCCUAAAACACAAAUCUGAUGAAUGUGUCCGUAUACUUAUGAGAAGAGAUAAGACUUUAAAAAUCUGUGCCAAUCACUACCUUCAGCCAUAUAUGGAAUUGAAACCUAACAACACAAGUGAUAAAGCCUGGGUGUGGAGUACAAUGGCUGAUUUUGCUGAUGAAGAACCCAAACCAGAACUUCUAGCUAUCAGAUUUGCUAGUGUUGAAAAUGCUCAGAAGUUUAAGGAAGCAUUUGAUGCUGCUAAAUCUAUUGCUACACAAUUUUCUGGGGAACAAAAAUCAGAUUUGAAUAAAUCUGAAAAUGAUAAAAGUGAUGACGAAAGUGAUGAUGAUGACAAGUCAUCCAACAAUGCCACUCCUGAAAAAAGUACUAAAGAAGUUGCUGAUAAACUUUCAAAUUUAACUGUUGAAGAUAAAAAAGAUAAAGAUGAAACAAAAGAUGAUAAUACAGAAGAUAAGUCAGCAAAAGAUGAUAAAUCAGCAGAUUAACAUUUUUUUAGCUGAUUACUUUAUAUCUCAUCUCAUUGAAGACAAAAUAUGAAUUAAUGAUAUAGCACUAAACUGACUUUUUCAUCAUUUCAAUUUUUUUCCUAUCCAUACCUAAGCUUUCAUAAAAAUUGAUUUUUGUAUAAAUGUUACUCUAAAGACACUACUAAGCAAAAAUAAAAAUGAAUCUACUAUGCAUUCUCAUUUAUUUACAAUGGAAAAUAUUUGUAUCGUCGCAGAAAAAUAUUUUUGUAACAACUUUUUACAAUUUAUUGCCAACAUUUUUUUUUUUAAAUAAAACUGUAAUUGGCAUGAUAUUUUUUUCUAAUCCAGUUUUCUCAUAUAUUUUGUACAUAUUCGUUGAGAGGUAUUUCUCUCAAUUUAUUUGAUGUUAUUUUCUUUGUUUUGAAAUCCUAAAUUAUGCUAAUAUUUUGUAUUGACUAAUUCUAGCAAAGAUUUUUACAGUAUAAUUUAAGCAAUUGUCCCUUUUUUCUUUAAAUUAUAUCAUUUCAUGUUUUUUAUAGUGCAAUUAGUAUUUGAAGAGCUUAGUGAAAAAAGGUUCUUUGGGGCAUUUUAUUAAAUUUAAAAUAUGGUGAUAUUUUUACAUUAAAAAACGUUAUUUCAAGACUUAAUUUUUAAAAAAUAAAUCCACAGUUUAUAGCAUGUCUUAUGUGAUACUUCUGAAGUACCUUUUUCUAUUAAGCUCUUCAAAUUUAUUUAAAAUGGAGGCCUUAAAAUGAAAAGAUAAUUAGAUAUGGAAAAAAAUUGUGUAACAUAUAAAGCAAUACUAUUUAAAUUAACGGUGGGGAUAUUUCUCCCUGUUGGUCAUAUUCUGCAUAAUAUUAAUUGUAAAAGAUUUGUGUAUGUGACUAUACUUCAUAUCAAUGUCUAGUGUUUGUUUUUCAAAGGGGUAAUAUCUGCUUUUAUAUGCUUUUGGUAUAUCCACUCUAUUUUCACUUAAAUGUUUGACGAUGCUAAUUAUUUAGUACUGAUUUCAAUGUUUUCCAUUUAAGAAUGUAUGUGCAUUAUAAUCCCAAUUAUCUUUACUUUCCACCAGAAAGAAUGUCAAGAAUAAUCAGAAAAUGUUUAUUAUAAAUAGAAUAUAAAAUUACAAAAAAAAAAAAAACAGUUACAUGCAAAAAAGAAAAUCCCUAGCACAAUGCUACUAACUGUUCAGAUAUGAUAAUUUCCAUUUUUCAAUGUUCUGUGCAUUUUAUUAAUGUGUAAAUGCCUGUUUCCCUUAGUGUGAUGAAUCUUGUUAGAAUGAUAUUCUUGCAGCUUAGUUCUAUUAUCACAUAAAUGCCUUCAUUUUAUGGUAUUUAAUGCAGUAACUAGAUUGCUAACUUUUGGUUAAACAUAUGGUUAAUUUUAAGUACCAGUGAAUAUAUAUAUAAUUUAUUAUUUUUUUUAAGUAAUCGUAACCCUAAAUGAAUAAUGGAUAACAUUAAAAUAUGAUAAUCAGCUCACAGAAAUUGUAUAUCUUAAAUUUGUUUCUAUAAUUGAAAUAUUAAAUGUUUUCAGUCAAUUGUUUUACUACAUUAUUACUUUAAGCUUAACAUUCAGCUUAAUUUUUGAUUGCUGAAACCAAAAUAAAAAACAUACUGUUUUUGCUAAGACAUUUAGGUCUUUGAUAUAUGUGAUAUUUAUUUGUAAUUUCUGAUUUUACAAUGCCUAUAUUGUUUAACUAUGGUUGUCAUUUUUCUCAGGAAUGCCAAUUCUUUCUGAAUCAACAGCUUAUCUUCUCAAUAUUGAUAUAAUUUUUCAAACAUAGUUUAUUAUUAUGUAAUUUGCAUGCAUUAUUAAAAAAACCACAUUCAAAUUUGAAAUCUUGAGAAAAGAUUGCAGUUUCCAUAAAUCUAAAGUCAUCUUUCUCACAUUUUUUUUGUUUUUAUUUUACCAAUAAUUUCUGUUAAAUAUAUAUGGUUUGGCAAGGAGCUGCAUUCUACUUUCACAUUAUUAAACUACAUUCAUUCCUUUUAAGUCCCUCUAAAACUCAUGUCGUUGUUCAGUGACUGUUUAAUUUAUAUUAGUUAGCAUCAAAACUAUUUGCAUAAAAGCAUACCCGCACAGAGUGAAGUUUGUUUUGAAAGUGUUCCUUUUAUACUAUCUUAUAAUGGUAUGUUUUUAUGAAGGAAAAAAAAACAUUCAUACAUAAAAAUUCUUUUCGUGGUAAUACAUAUAAUAUAAAAAAAGUAUUGUCUUUUAAGCAGUAUUCAAGAAAGUAUUGUACAAAAGUCAAGGAAUGUUUUUCUUGAAGUUGAGUGGGAACCCUUUUGUAUAAUUUCAAUGGAAAAUUGUUUCAUCGAAAGAUAAGACCUGUGGGAAAUGUUGUAUAUUGAAAAUAGCUCCAUUAGACUAGCAUCCUUGUUUUGAAGUGCUGAUGAUGUUGACAUAUCCACUCUCUCACUUGUACAGCCAAUUUUACAGUAGCAAAAUUUUAUUUGUUAAAUUGGG
Messenger RNA from Parasteatoda tepidariorum (common house spider), 3397 nucleotides. RefSeq names its product ran-specific GTPase-activating protein. Gene Ontology annotation, biological process: nucleocytoplasmic transport. Gene Ontology annotation, molecular function: GTPase activator activity. Gene Ontology annotation, cellular component: nuclear pore; cytoplasm. The record is from RefSeq and is a predicted model, not a curated record. NCBI's taxonomy places the organism in Eukaryota, Metazoa, Arthropoda, Arachnida, Araneae, Theridiidae.